AUGAAUACAAUCAUGUGGAAACACUUUAAUAUCUUUAUUAUUGUUAUUCUUCUUGAACAAUGUACUUUAACAUGUCAUUUUUUAAUAUCGAGUGACUUAGAAUUAAUGCUCGUACCUUCCGUUGCUUUUCGUUAUCAUUCAGCUACUAUGGAUUUAACAGCGUCUGCUCAAUCUUCAGAUGAUUGGAUACUUUAUGCUCAAGGUUGGCUAUUUAAAGCAAAUCCAUUUCGUUCAAUACUUGCUACAUCUGCUCUUUCAACAACUGCUGGUGAUGCAGAAGAAAUUCGUGUAUCUUAUUUUACAGCAAGUGGUAAAAAAAAUAAGCCAUUAUGUAUUGAAGGUUUGAAACGUGAAAUGUGUGCAAAAACUGAUAAAGAUGGUUUAAUUAAAAAACAAUUUAAAGUAUCAAAUAAUGAUAUUGAACAAUUUCGUAUUCCGGGUGGAACUGGAGGAAAAGUAGAAUAUACUGUAUCAACAACCGAUAAAACAAUUCAAGCAAAAGGUGAAAUUUUUUUAUGCGAUGACAAUGGAAUCUCAAUAAUUAGUGAUAUCGAUGAUACAAUUAAAAUAACUGGUGUAACAAGUGUUCGUUCUGUAAUUCGAAAUACAUUUUCUGGUGAAUUUAAAGCAGUACCGGGUAUGUCUGAACGUUAUCGUCAUUAUGAAUCAUUAUAUAAUGCAACAUUUCAUUAUUUAACGGCUUCACCCGAUCAAUUAUAUCCAUUUUUACGUGAAUUUUUUGAUCGUGAACAAUUUCCAUUAGGUUCAUAUCAUAUGAGACAUUUUACAUGGUUGGAUUCAAAUUUUUUUCAAUUUUUUGCAUCAAAAUCAUUUAUAAAACAAAAAACAAAUAUUUUACGUAUGUUUUUUCAAGAAACUCGAUCAAGACAAUUUAUAUUAUUUGGUGAUAUUUAUCAAAAAGAUCCAGAAAUUUAUGCAAAUAUUUAUGAAGAAUAUCCUGAAAGAAUUUUAAAAAUAUUUAUACGUAUUUCAAAGAAAAAAAUUACCAAUCGAUUAAACAAUGUAUUUAAACAUAUACCAAAAAAUAAAUGGGCUACCUUUUUUGAUGGUUAUGAUUUACCUGAAACAAUUUUUUAG
This is a messenger RNA of Rotaria sp. Silwood1, 1098 nucleotides long. Lineage: Eukaryota; Metazoa; Rotifera; Eurotatoria; Philodinida; Philodinidae. The record is from the annotation of a GenBank genome assembly.